AUGAGAUCAUGUGCAAAGAGGAGAUGGAAGAUGGGAGGACCCUUGUUGAAGUCUCCAAGCCUCAAUAGCAAUGCUUUCUUAAACAAGAUGAGCCGUUUGCCCAAUCAUUCUCUUCCUUACCUGCUUGGUGUCUAUUGCCAAUCGCUCUGGGACAUUAGCCCCAGACUUGUCCUGUCUUCCUCUCCUCUUCACUCCUCUCGGUCUGGCUUCUUCUUUGUCACCACGCCAUCAGCUCACCUAGUAAAUCUUUUAAUAUUUAUAGUUGUCUCCAGUCCCUACAUCGUUCUGGGCUCACCUGGGAAAGGAAAAAAGAAGAAGGAAAGAAACACAUUAGGAAAAGAAAUCCAAAUAGGAAGUACGGCGGCGCAAAUUCCCAGUAGCUUUGGCCAUGAGUUGAUGGCUUGUCUUCGUUGCCACCUUGUCAAAACCUAUGACCAGUUCAGCGAAUCAGGCUGCGAGAAUUGCCCAUUCUUUAAGAUGGAGGAAGACCACGAGCGUGUUGUUGACUGCACAACUCCUAAUUUUAAUGGGAUAAUUUCAGUUAUGGAUCCAUCUCGAAGUUGGGCUGCACGUUGGUUGCGAAUUGGUAUAAAAUUUCCUCGUGGUGUUUACACUCUUGCUGUUUCAGAGUCUCUUCCCGAAGAAAUGCAGGCUAUUUGUGAAGAUGAGCGUGUGCAGUAUAUUCCUCCCUAAUGCUUGUGAAGCACUUUUAUCGUUGCCUUGACAUCAACUGAACAGAAACUGAAUUGCCUUCAUCUGUAGUAAAAUGUAGGUUUUCAUGUUCAUAGUCAGUUUGCUGUAUUGUGUACUUUUGACAAAAGUGGUUUUGUGCUCUGAGCUACUUAGUUUCUCUCAAGAAUGAACUAAAACGAUUACUGAAAACCUGACAUGCUAGCAUGCGCAAUGGUGCAUAAGUUCAAGUCAUGUAAUGAAGCUGCGCAUUGUUUACAUAAAAUAUUAAAUUAAAUCGAUUAA
Neltuma alba is the source of this 975-nucleotide messenger RNA. RefSeq lists its product as uncharacterized. Bases 1 to 693 code for a protein of 230 amino acids. The transcript has 6 exons. Gene Ontology annotation, molecular function: zinc ion binding; RNA polymerase II complex binding. Gene Ontology annotation, biological process: regulation of DNA-templated transcription; transcription elongation by RNA polymerase II; transcription elongation-coupled chromatin remodeling. The record is from RefSeq and is a predicted model, not a curated record. Lineage: Eukaryota; Viridiplantae; Streptophyta; Magnoliopsida; Fabales; Fabaceae. Gene Ontology annotation, cellular component: nucleus; DSIF complex.